Molecule: messenger RNA, 1596 nt
Organism: Fusarium verticillioides 7600
Lineage: Eukaryota; Fungi; Ascomycota; Sordariomycetes; Hypocreales; Nectriaceae
Exons: 2
Coding region: 352-1011 (219 amino acids)
Cellular component (GO): mitochondrion
Source: RefSeq, a predicted model, not a curated record
CAAUUCCGCAUCAUCGUCACCUCGCCGAACCUCCAGAAAUUUUCUCUCGAACGACGGGUCGCUUGCUAUCAAACGAGUUCGGGAGAAAACGGCAGGAUAACCUAUUACGGUUUGCAAUUUCAUUAUCAAGAGUCACGAUGUUCUGAUUAUGAAUCUGGCUGGUUUCCCCCAUCUUGUAAUUACUUGAAUCCAACACAUUAAAUCCGAAAGCUCCGACCAGUUACGAUUAAUUAUCGCCUCUCGCCCGUUUCGACCGAUCACGAAGUUUCUCAACCACCUUCUCUUCGACUGUGAACCUACGACUCAGGAGGACGUUGGAUUUUGUGACUAAAACGACCUCAUUUGACAAUCAUGUUAAGGCAACCUGUUCGCGGCGUGCGUGCGCCUUUGCGCGUCUUCAGCCAACAAGCUCAACAGGCAGCUUGGAGUGGCGCAUGGAGGAGACUCUUUACAUCACAGUCGCAAAACAAGACCGCGCGUCAGCUGUUGAGAUGGAAGACCAUCCCUUGGGAUAGUAUGAUGGCCAGACUGAGGAGCGCUCGCUUCGGGAUCGGUUCUACAACAACGCCAAGCAUGCUCCAAGGCGUACUAAGACGCGGUUUUCGAUUUACCACAAAGCGCAAGACAAAUAAGAAGCCGACCGUUGGCGAAGCCGAGGAACCAAAAGGCCUCACCGCCAAACUCAAGAAGCUUACAAAGGAAUACGGCUGGGUAACCGUUGGCGUCUACCUCGGGCUGACCGUUCUCGACUUCCCGUUCUGCUUCCUGUUUGUUAGAAUGGUCGGUGCUGAUAAAAUCGGCGAGGUUGAACAUCGUGUGAUGUCGUCAAUCAAGCAGAUGAUCCCCGAUACUGUUCGGGAGGCCUGGCACACCUACUGGCAGUCGUUCAAGAAGGCUGAGGCGAGAGCACUUGGCGAUGACGAUAUCAGUGACAAGAUGGAAAUGGCCACAUGGGGUGUCGAGAAGGCUGAGGAACGCAAUCGUACCGAUGCUAGUGAGUACUAUCAUUAGAUUUUGCCCCUGGGCGCAUGCAUUAGAUGCUUAUCAUCGCCCCUAACAGCUCGUGAUGUGGGCAGUAGAGGAAGCUUGCUGAGUUGGUGAGAAAGGCUAACGACUCAAUCUGCGACAGGUUUAGCAACUCAGCUGGCGCUGGCGUACGCCAUUCACAAGAGCUUUAUCUUCAUUCGGGUGCCAUUAACGGCCGCCCUAACACCCAAGGUCGUUAAGAUCCUUCGAUCAUGGGGCUAUAAGAUCGGAAAGAAGAAGGCUUAGCUGGUCAAAGAUGGCAUCAUAACGGUUCGAGACUGGAAACUCACAAGCCUCCAAACACAGAAACGCUCCAUUUCUGAAACGGUUGGCUUGGAGUGUAAGCCACUUACACGGUAUUUGUAUAUUUGUAUAACUAGUGUAGUCAGUCCUUGGUGUUGGCUGGAAUUGUUGAUAAAUAGACCUGAUUGUAUAGUACAACUCCCUACCUCUGAAGCACACAUCUGGAUCUGAGCGUUUGUUUCCCGUGGCUGAACCACACAGGAUGAAACAUAUGGGCCAUAGACAGAUCCAGCAAAAUCGGCGGCGCCGAGCCAGUGAUCAGCCAAC